Messenger RNA from Pezoporus flaviventris, 1722 nucleotides. RefSeq names its product Bardet-Biedl syndrome 4 (gene BBS4). The coding region runs from base 78 to 1694 and encodes 538 amino acids. Gene Ontology annotation, molecular function: protein binding. Gene Ontology annotation, cellular component: ciliary basal body. The record is from RefSeq and is a predicted model, not a curated record. Lineage: Eukaryota; Metazoa; Chordata; Aves; Psittaciformes; Psittacidae. The transcript has 16 exons. Gene Ontology annotation, biological process: cilium assembly; protein localization to cilium.
CGCACCUCUGUGGUUGUCCCGGAAGUGCUUCCGCGGGUAACCAUGGUAACGGGGCGCUCGUUCCCGCUGCCGGCGCCAUGGCGGAGCCGCAGGCCCAGGCCGCACCGGUUUCUUCAUUGCCAGCGGCUACAGAACCUCUGAAACCCCAUGCUAAAAAAGCACCAGAGUUACCAGUCCUAGAGAGGAAGAACUGGUUGAUCUACCUGCUGUAUGUCCGCAGGGACUACGACGAGUGCAAGGCUCUCAUCAAAGAGCAGCUGCAGGAGUCUCAUGGGCUGUGUGAAUAUGCAGUCUACGUUCAAGCUUUGAUAUUUCGCUUGGAGGGGAAGAUUCAAGAAUCUCUUGAACUUUUCCAGACAUGUUCCAUUCUGAACCCCCGAAGCACAGACAACCUCAAGCAGGUGGCACGAUCACUGUUUCUUUUGGGGAAGCACAAGGCAGCCAUUGAAGUGUACAAUGAAGCAGCUAAACUCGAUGAAAAGGACUGGGAGAUCAGCCACAACCUGGGUGUCUGCUACAUGUACCUGAAGCACUUCAACAAGGCACGAGACCAGCUAAACAAUGCCCUGGAGCUCAGCAGACAUGAUCUGACUUACAUGAUGCUGGGGAAAAUUCACCUAUUGGAGGGGGAGAUGGAGAAAGCCAUUGAAGUCUAUAAGAAAGCCGUAGAGUUUUCCCCGGAGAACGCAGACCUCCUUACAACACUGGGGCUGCUGUACUUGCAGCUUGGGGAGUACCAGAAGGCUUUUGAACACCUUGGGAACGCACUUACUUACGACCCAGGCAACUACAAGGCUACCUUGGCUGCUGGCAGCAUGAUGCAGGCGCACGGAGAUUUUGACGUUGCCCUCUCCAAGUACCGGGUGAUAGCCAGCACUGCACCUGAAAGCCCCCCGCUGUGGAACAACAUCGGGAUGUGCUUCUUUGGGAAGAAGAAAUACGUAGCUGCUGUCAGUUGCCUGAAGCGGGCAAACUACUUGGCUCCCUUUGACUGGAAGAUUUUGUAUAAUCUGGGGUUAGUCCACCUCACAAUGCAGCAGUACGCGUCUGCUUUCCACUUCCUCAGUGCUGCCAUCAACUUCCAGCCCAAGAUGGGAGAGCUCUAUAUGCUCCUUGCAGUUGCUCUCACAAACCUUGAGGACAUCGAGAAUGCAAAGCGUUCCUAUGAGCAAGCUGUGGCACUGGACAAGUGCAACCCCCUGGUCAACCUGAACUACGCUGUCCUGCUGUAUAACCAGGGUGACAAGAAGGGAGCCCUCUGUCAGUACCAGGAGAUGGAGAAGAAGGUCAAUGCCUUGAAGGAGGGCAGUACUCUUGACUUUGACCCUGAGAUGGUGGAGGUUGCCCGGAAGAUGGGAGUUGCCCUGCAAGCAGGGGAGAGCCUGGUCUGGACUAAGUCUUCUAAAGAAUCUAAAUCCAAGCAGAAAGCUGCUCUGUCAGGCAAAUCCUCCAGCACUCAGCAGCCGCUGGGCUCUAACCAGGCCCUGGGUCAAGCCAUGUCCUCGGCUGCAGGCUAUGGGAAAACCAUGCAGCUUCCCUCAGGUGCUAGAGCUCCAGCCCCACUUGCAAAGUCUCCCUCACUGCCUCUGGAACCAGAACCAGGCUCAGAAAGGAGCCCCAAGGAAACUCCGGCACCAGCAGCGGCUGAGGAGCAGAGGAAAGAGAAGCGCAAGAGCUCCCAGGCAGUGGAGUAGGAGGGACUGUGGUCAGGACGGGCAGGUG